This is a messenger RNA of Ixodes scapularis (black-legged tick), 1317 nucleotides long. RefSeq lists its product as uncharacterized. The record is from RefSeq and is a predicted model, not a curated record. The transcript is spliced from 2 exons. Bases 1 to 1317 code for a protein of 438 amino acids. Lineage: Eukaryota; Metazoa; Arthropoda; Arachnida; Ixodida; Ixodidae.
AUGGAGACCGUGGAAGGUACGGAGAUUGAUCCGGAAGAGUUGAACGUGCCAGGACAAUGGUACGUUAGUAAGAAGAAAGGAAAAGCGGCCCCCCUAGUGGACAACGAGGCACGCCAUAUGGAACGGCAGCGAGCCGCCGAGAAGCUCGCAGGGAGGAAGCUGGCGGCAAAAUCGGUUGAAAGGCAGUUUGCCCGAGUUCCGGACGGCGCCGACAAAAUAGUCAUGAGGUCGCACGGCGGUCUCACACGUAUGAUAAAAUACGGAAGUGCGUAUUUGGCCGACGUAAUACUUAGGGCUGCUGGUGUCAGCCCAGACGCGGCCGGGGAGGACGUCAUCUUGAUGAACGUGAAGCAACAUUCCAUUCUCGUCGCCACCGUCAGCGCAGAGAGGAAGAGAAAAUACGCCGACUUGAAGCUCCUCAUGUUUGAAGGGGAAAAAAUAGAAAUGACUACGUACAUCGCUAUGCCGGAGGACUGCGGGAAAGGCGUCGUUCAUGAAGUCCCUUUGUCCUUCUCGGACGAAGAUAUUUUGAAAAGGCUGCAAAUCUACGGGAAUCCUCCGGUCCUAGGAGUGCGAAGACUCGGAAGAGUAUCGAGGACAGUUUUAAUGCUCUUCGAAGACAGAGAGGUACCGCGCUGGGUGCGACUCACGCCCGUGGCGCAACGCUGCGUACUCUACCGCAAGAAGUACGAGGUUUGUAACGCCUGCGGCCGGCUCGGGCACCGCGAAGACGUCUGCCCGGACCCCGAAAAUGUGAAAUGCCGUGGCUGUGGCAUGGAGAAACCGCCACAAAACCAUUUAUGCGAGUCCAAGUGCCAACUGUGCGGGAGAGGACACCCGCUCGGGGACAAAAAAUGUAGAGAACUCUAUCAUGUUCCUUACGAGGUGAAGAGGAAGAUAUGGGAACGCAAGAUCAACAUGCAACAGCAUCAGCAACUUCAGAAAAAGCAGCAAGCCGGAGCGACCACCGAGGGGAAUCUCCGAGGUCGUUCCAAGGUCAGGCGCGGAAACGAGGACUUUCGCGCCAGAAGCGACUCCUUCCCGAGGCUGGGGGAGACCACCGGGGGGAAGCAGCAGCGCAACCGCUCGAGCUCCCGCACCAGGGCGCACUCCGGAUCCAGACCCGGGGGGAGAUCGAGUUCCCGGGUCCCGGCGAACGCGUGGACAAAGAAGCGGAGCCCGAGCAGGGAUCGAAAAGGUGUAAGCUUUGGCAGUGAGGUUUCCCAGGCAAAAAAUAAGAAGGACGAGGAGAUCGAUAAAUUAAGGAAAGAGAGUUCAACCAAAAUUGGUACUGCAACCAACCCCCCCGGCCUCUAG